Protopolystoma xenopodis is the source of this 276-nucleotide messenger RNA. Lineage: Eukaryota; Metazoa; Platyhelminthes; Monogenea; Polystomatidea; Polystomatidae. The record is from the annotation of a GenBank genome assembly.
AUGACAGAAGAAUCUCGCAAAGCUGUGAUAAAGAAUGCAGACAUGCCGGAGGAUAUGCAAGCUGAGGCUGUGAGGUGUUGUGCUGAUGCAAUGGAUAAGUAUAACAUUGAGAAAGAUAUUGCUGCCUACCUAAAGAAGGAAUUUGACAAGCGCUAUAAUCCAACCUGGCACUGCAUAGUUGGACGUAAUUUCGGGAGUUAUGUAACGCAUGAGACAAAGCACUUUAUAUACUUCUACUUAGGCCAAGUUGCCGUCUUGCUGUUCAAAUCUGGAUAG